This is a messenger RNA of Hevea brasiliensis (rubber tree), 453 nucleotides long. RefSeq lists its product as uncharacterized. The record is from RefSeq and is a predicted model, not a curated record. NCBI's taxonomy places the organism in Eukaryota, Viridiplantae, Streptophyta, Magnoliopsida, Malpighiales, Euphorbiaceae. The transcript has a single exon. The coding region runs from base 1 to 453 and encodes 150 amino acids.
AUGGUACGACACACUGCUGAUAAGAUCCAUAUGAUUAGAAGUAGAUUAAAGGCUGCACAAGAUAGACAAAAGAGUUAUGUAGAUUUGAAGAGAAGAGAUAUUGAGUAUUACGUUGGUGAUAAGGUAUUCUUAAAGAUUUCUCCUUGCAAGGGAGUUAUACGAUUUGGUAAGCGUGGAAAGUUGAGUCCUCGAUUUAUAGGACCUUAUGAGAUUAUAGAGAGGAUCAGACCAGUUGCUUAUUGUUUCGCUUUACCUCCAAAGUUAUCACAAAUUCAUGAUAUCUUUCAUGUAUCUAUGUUAAGAAGAUACAAAAGUGAUCCCUCUCAUGUUCUCCAAAAGCAACCAAUUGAGUUGAGAGAAGACUUGACUUAUGAAGAAAAACCAGUGGAAAUUAUUAAUAGAGAAGAGAAAGUCUUGAGGAACAAAUUCAUCCCAUUAGUUAAGGUUCGUUAG